UUACACUCGGGAGCUUUUCACGGUUCAGAAACCGAGCGUCUUCCUCACAAUUGUGGACCCGGACGCCGCCGCCGCCGGUCGGUCGGUCGGUCGGUGGGUGCUCGGUUAGCACGCGAUGCUAAUGGGACGGGAACUACCGAUAGUGGCUAAGAUGGCAUGUCCGCGGCUGCAGGCGGGGAUGGAGGCUGCUGAUCUUUUGUCCGCCGCCGCUGCUGCUUGACGGCCGGAUAAAGUUCAGAUGCAUCGCGCCGGGAAAGAAGCACAUGUGACUCCGACUGGGUCACCACCCUGGAUUUACCACCGCCACCCCCCCUCUCUCUACAAACCAGUAACUUUUAUUUAGUUAGCUAAACUGUUGGCUAACUAAAUAAGAAAAAAGUUUUCUGGCCGCCCGCUAUGUCUGGAAGCGAGGAUGACAGGGACGACUACGGAGCCCCCGAGGACCGGCUGCUGCACGAUGACGACGAGGAGGAGAUCUCCGAGGCCGAGACUCCGAAGGUGAAGAAGAAGAAGAAGGCCAAGAAGAGCAGAGAGAGUAAAGGCAGCAAGAGGCGGUCGCGCAGAGAGGAGCUCCCCAUCAGCUCCCCGGAGCCGAUGGACGUCGGCGGGACGGAGGAGGUGGAGGAAGGCGUCUCAGUGCAGCGCUCGGACAGCGAGGGCAGCGACUACACUCCCGGACGCAAGAAGAAGAAGAGGGCCAGCAGCGGCAAGGAGAAGAAGAGGAGCAGCAGCAGCGGUGGUGGCGACCGGAGCGCUUCCAAGAAGAAAGAGCCAGAGCCCGAAGAAGACGAGGACGAUGACGAUGACGACAGCUCGGAGCCAAAGUCAUCAUCCCAGCUGCUGGAUGACUGGGGUAUGGAGGACAUCGACCACGUCUUCACCGAGGAAGACUACCGCUCUCUGACCAACUACAAGGCCUUCAGCCAGUUCGUCAGGCCCCUCAUCGCGGCCAAGAACCCCAAGAUUGCCGUGUCCAAGAUGAUGAUGGUUCUCGGUGCCAAAUGGCGCGAGUUCAGCACCAACAACCCGCUGAGGGGAGCCGCCGCCGCCAAUGCCGCCCUGGCCACCGCCAAUGUGCCCGCUGCUGUCGACACCAUGGUGGCCGAGGUCGCCCCGGUUGCCCCCGCGCCGCCGUCCCCGGUGGAGCCGCCGCAGCCUCCGCCGCCACCACCUCCACUACGCAAGGCCAAGACCAAGGAAGGCAAAGGCCCCAACGCCCGCAAAAAGUCCAAAUCUGCAGCAAAACCACAAGAAAAAAAGAAUAACGCCAAGACCAAGAAGGUGGCUCCUCUGAAAAUCAAACUGGGAGGCUUCAACAGCAAGAGGAAACGCUCAUCGAGCGAGGAGGACGAGCCUGAUGUGGACAGCGACUUCGAGGACGGCAGCAUGAACAGCGUCUCAGUCUCGGAGGGAUCGAACAGCCGCAGCAGCCGCACCAAAAAGAAGGCGUCGUCCAAGAGCAAACCCAAGAAGAAGAAAGAAGCUGAGGACGGAGACGGCUACGAGACGGACCACCAGGACUACUGCGAGGUGUGUCAGCAGGGCGGCGAGAUCAUCCUGUGCGACACCUGCCCCCGAGCCUACCACAUGGUCUGCCUGGACCCUGAUAUGGAGAAGGCGCCUGAGGGCACCUGGAGCUGUCCACACUGCGAGAAGGAGGGCAUCCAAUGGGAGGCCCGGGAGGAGGGCUCGGACGUGGAGGAGGACAACGUGGAGGUGGGGGAGAUGGAGGAGGACGACCACCACAUGGAGUUCUGCAGGGUCUGCAAAGACGGUGGCGAGCUGCUGUGCUGCGACUCGUGCCCCUCGUCGUACCACAUCCACUGCCUCAACCCGCCACUGCCCGAGAUCCCCAACGGAGAGUGGAUCUGCCCGCGCUGCACGUGUCCGUCCAUGAAGGGGAAGGUCCAGAAGAUCCUGACAUGGCGUUGGGGCGACCCACCUCCUCCCACGCCGGUCCCCCGCCCCCUGGACCUCGCGGCAGACGCCCCCGACCCCGCCCCGCUGGCAGGGCGGCCGGACAGGGAGUUCUUCGCCAAAUGGUCCAACAUGUCGUACUGGCACUGCUCCUGGGUCACAGAGCUCCAGCUGGAGCUCCACUGCCAGGUGAUGUUCAGGAACUACCAGAGGAAGAACGACAUGGACGAGCCGCCGCCCAUCGACUUUGGCGAGGGGGAGGAGGACAAGAGCGUGAAGAGGAGGAACAAGGACCCCAUGUACGCGCAGUUGGAGGAGAAGUACCUGCGCUUCGGGAUCAAGUUCGAGUGGCUGAUGAUUCACCGCAUCCUCAACCACAGUGUGGACAGGAAGAACAACUGCCACUACCUGAUCAAGUGGAGAGACCUGGCGUACGACCAGGCAACGUGGGAGGCCGAGGACAUGGACGUGCCUGAGUUCGACCCGUUCAAGGUGCAGUACUGGCACCACAGAGAGCUGAUGAUGGGAGAUGAGGGGAGACCCGGCAAGAAGAUCAAGGUGAAGGGACGAGUGAAGCGGCUGGACCGGCCUCCAGAGAACCCCGUCAUAGACCCGACCAUAAAGUUUGAGCGUCAGCCCGAGUACCUGGACAGCACAGGCGGGACGCUGCACCCCUACCAACUGGAGGGUCUGAACUGGCUGCGGUUCUCCUGGGCCCAGGGCACCGACACCAUCCUGGCCGACGAGAUGGGUCUGGGAAAGACGGUCCAGACUGCCGUCUUCCUCUACUCGCUCUACAAAGAGGGCCACUCCAAGGGGCCGUUCCUGGUCAGCGCCCCGCUCUCCACCAUCAUCAACUGGGAGCGAGAGUUUGAGAUGUGGGCGCCCGACAUGUACGUGGUGACCUACGUCGGCGACAAGGACAGCAGGGCCGUCAUCCGGGAGAACGAGUUCUCCUUCGAGGACAACGCCAUCCGAGGGGGGAAGAAGGCCUCCAGGAUGAAGAAAGACUCGUCGGUCAAGUUCCACGUCCUGCUGACGUCGUACGAGCUGAUCACCAUCGACAUGGCCAUCCUGGGCUCCAUUGACUGGGCCUGCCUGGUGGUGGACGAGGCCCACAGGCUGAAGAACAACCAGUCCAAGUUUUUCCGGGUGUUGAACAACUACCCCCUGCAGCACAAGCUGCUGCUGACGGGAACUCCUCUGCAGAACAACCUUGAAGAGCUUUUUCACCUGCUCAACUUCCUCACGCCUGAGAGGUUCAGUAACCUGGAAGGCUUCCUGGAGGAGUUCGCCGACAUCGCCAAGGAGGACCAGAUCAAGAAGCUGCACGACAUGCUAGGUCCGCACAUGCUCAGGAGGCUGAAGGCCGACGUCUUCAAGCACAUGCCCUCAAAGACGGAGCUCAUCGUCCGGGUGGAGCUCAGCCCCAUGCAGAAGAAGUACUACAAAUUUAUCCUGACGAAAAACUUUGAGGCGCUGAACACCAAGGGAGGAGGAAACCAGGUGUCUCUGCUCAACGUCGUCAUGGACCUCAAGAAGUGCUGCAACCACCCCUACCUCUUCCCUGCCGCCGCUAUGGAAGCUCCGAAGAUGCCCAACGGGAUGUACGACGGCGCCGCCCUCACCAAGGCUGCUGGGAAACUGUGUCUGCUGCAGAAGAUGAUGAGGAAGCUGAAGAACGGAGGACACAGGGUGCUCAUUUUCUCUCAGAUGACCAAGAUGCUGGACCUGCUUGAGGACUUCUUGGAGAACGAGGGCUACAAGUACGAGAGGAUUGAUGGAGGCAUCACGGGCGGGAUGAGACAGGAAGCGAUUGAUCGAUUCAACGCUCCUGGCGCUCAGCAGUUUGCCUUCCUGCUGUCGACGAGGGCCGGAGGUCUGGGGAUCAACUUGGCCACGGCCGACACCGUCAUCAUCUACGACUCGGACUGGAACCCUCACAACGACAUCCAGGCCUUCAGCAGAGCUCAUCGUAUCGGUCAGAACAGGAAGGUGAUGAUCUACCGCUUUGUUACCAAGGCGUCUGUGGAGGAGAGGAUCACUCAGGUCGCCAAGAAGAAGAUGAUGCUGACUCACCUGGUGGUGCGACCCGGCCUCGGGUCCAAGACCGGCUCCAUGUCCAAACAAGAGCUUGACGACAUCCUCAAGUUCGGAACGGAGGCGCUCUUCACGGACCAGCUGGAGGGUCGGUUACGCGAGAACAAGGAGGAGGACAGCAGCAUCAUUCACUACGACGACAAGGCCAUCGACCGCCUGCUGGACCGGAACCAGGACGCCACCGACGACACGGAGCUGCAGAGCAUGAACGAGUACCUGAGCUCUUUCAAGGUGGCUCAGUACGUGGUCAAGGACGAGGAGGAGGAGGAGGAGGAGGUGCAGCGGGAGAUCAUCAAGCAGGAGGAGAGCGUGGACCCCGACUACUGGGAGAAGCUGCUGCGUCACCACUAUGAGCAGCAGCAGGAGGAUCUGGCUCGGAACCUGGGCAAAGGCAAGCGGAUCCGCAAGCAGGUCAACUACAACGACGGGUCGCAGGAAGACCGAGGUAAGAGGCGACGGGCGGAUGUCACUUCUCACGGGGAUCAAACGACCGAUUGGCAGGAUGACCAGUCCGACGGUCAAUCGGAUUACUCUGUGGCGUCAGAGGAGGGAGACGAGGACUUUGACGAGCGGACAGAAGCAAACUCUCGCCGGCCGAACAGGAAGGGCCUGAGGAACGACAAGGACAAACCGUUGCCCCCCCUGCUGGCCAGGGUGGGAGGCAACAUCGAGGUGUUGGGUUUCAACUCUCGGCAGAGGAAGGCCUUCUUGAACGCAGUGAUGCGUUAUGGGAUGCCUCCGCAGGACGCCUUCACCACUCAGUGGUUGGUCCGGGACCUGCGAGGGAAGUCCGAGAAAGAGUUCAAGGCCUACGUGUCUCUGUUCAUGCGUCAUCUCUGCGAGCCCGGAGCCGACGGCGCCGAAACCUUCGCAGACGGCGUCCCCAGGGAAGGGUUGUCGCGGCAACACGUCCUCACGCGCAUCGGCGUCAUGUCGCUCAUUCGCAAGAAGGUGCAGGAGUUCGAGCACGUGAACGGUCAGUGGUCGAUGCCGUGGAUGGCCGAGCUAGAGGAGAACAAGAGGGCGGCGGCCGCUGCGGCAGUGGCUCAGCCCGACUCCCCAGGGAAAACCCCGUCCACCGGCACCCCCGCCGACACGCAGCCCAACACGCCUGCAGCAGUUGACGACUCGAUGAAGACCGACGAGGCCUUGAAGGAUGGAGAGAAGGAGGUGAAGAAAGAGGGCGAGGCGGAGAAGAACGGCAAAGAGCCGGCAAAGGCGACAGACGAGGUGAUCGCCAUCCCAGACGACGACGACGACGAGAAGAGUCCGGAGGCGGUGACGGCGGCAACAGAGGAGGAGGAGAAGAAGAAGAACGGCGAGGAGCCGAUGGAGACGGACAAACCGAGCAACGGCGAGGCGGAGAGCACGAAAGAGACGGACGGAGAGAAGGAGAAAGAGGAGGAGAGUGAGGAGAAGAAGAAGAGUCCGGAGGGAGGAGAGGAAACCAAGUCGCCUUCAGAGGCGAAGGUGGACGACGGGUCAGAGGUCAAAGCCGAGGAGCCCGAGGUCAAAGCAGAAGAAAAGAAAGAAGAGAAGACGGAAAAGAUGGACACCGCUCCACCGGCUGACGAGAAGAAAGCAGAUCUGAAGGAGGAGAAAGAGGCGAAGGAGGUGAAGGAGGCUCCGAAGGCGGAGGAGGCGACGACCAAACUCCAGAACGGAGACGGCAGCAAGGAGAGCGCCGCCACGGCAACGACGACCAACGCCGCCGCCGCCCCUGCUGCUGCAGCCGCCAGUGAGGAGAAGAAGAAGGCGGCGAAGAGCAGGUUCAUGUUCAACAUCGCCGACGGAGGAUUCACAGAGUUACACUCUUUGUGGCAGAACGAAGAGCGCGCCGCCACGGUUACCAAGAAAACCAACGAGAUCUGGCACCGUCGCCAUGACUACUGGCUGCUGGCUGGCAUCAUACAACACGGCUACGCCCGCUGGCAGGACAUCCAGAACGACGUGAAGUUCGCCAUCCUCAACGAGCCGUUCAAGGGAGAGAUGAACAGAGGGAACUUCCUGGAAAUCAAGAACAAGUUCCUCGCCAGACGGUUCAAGCUGUUGGAGCAGGCGCUGGUGAUCGAGGAGCAGCUGCGUCGCGCCGCCUACCUCAACAUGUCGGAGGACCCCUCCCACCCCUCCAUGGCCCUCAACACACGCUUCAGCGAGGUGGAGUGUCUGGCCGAGUCCCACCAGCACCUCAGCAAAGAGUCCAUGUCCGGGAACAAACCGGCCAACGCCGUCCUGCACAAAGUGCUGAAGCAGUUGGAAGAGCUGCUGAGUGACAUGAAGGCAGAUGUCACCCGCCUCCCGGCAACCAUCGCUCGGAUACCGCCAGUCGCCGUGCGGCUCCAGAUGUCCGAGAGGAACAUCCUGAGCCGGCUGGCGAGUCGGGGACCCGAGACGCAGACGCAGGCACAGACGCAACAGAUGUCGCAGCAGUAAACUGAAACUCGGUUCUUUACCUCGGAAACGACCCCCUGCCUCACCUCGACAUUCCUGAUUGGUGCACAGCAGAACGACGGAGGGCGUGCCCAAGCUUGAAGCCACGCCCAGUUCACUCCCCCCUCCACCCCUUCCCCAAACAGACUUUACAGAGUUUUUCUGGACGAUUGAACCCCCCCCCCCCCCCCAAAGUUUGAGGCUGUGGACAGUAAAGCGAUUUUAUUUUUUUCCUCCUUUUUUUUCAAUUUCUGUAUUAAUAUUAUUGAUAUAAUGUUAUUAUGAUGUUUUUUUGGGACCUAAAUAAAAAAAAAAUCGAAUAAAAA
Messenger RNA from Scophthalmus maximus (turbot), 6773 nucleotides. RefSeq names its product chromodomain helicase DNA binding protein 4a (gene chd4a). The record is from RefSeq and is a predicted model, not a curated record. The transcript is spliced from 41 exons. Lineage: Eukaryota; Metazoa; Chordata; Actinopteri; Pleuronectiformes; Scophthalmidae. Gene Ontology annotation, molecular function: ATP hydrolysis activity; histone binding; ATP-dependent chromatin remodeler activity. Gene Ontology annotation, cellular component: nucleus; chromatin; NuRD complex. The coding region runs from base 397 to 6450 and encodes 2017 amino acids. Gene Ontology annotation, biological process: chromatin remodeling; negative regulation of transcription by RNA polymerase II.